UUGGGGUGGUGCAACAAAUAAUAAAACAUAGGAGGAUAUUUCAAUGGCAAGGAAGGAGUUAUCUUUUUCGAUCGUCGACGAUGACGAUGUGGACGACGACGAAGUGUUCGAGUUGGAAGGUAAUGAUGCAAUUCCGAUUCCCAAUGGAGCGGAUGAGCCAAGGGAGAAUAGGAAAAGUGCAAUGAAUCGCACGCAGCAGGUCAGUAAAGAAUACGAUUCUUCCGAUGAGAGUCACCUGAGUCCUCACAAGAAAUUGCCGCAGAUGCAAGAUGUGAGUAAUUUGAGUAAUAUAUUGGCUGGUCCAUCGAGCGGAAGGCAAACUGUGACAAAAAUUCGUCCGCCUCAAUUGGCGCAAUUAUCGAGCGAGAGUGAAUCCGAGGACAGCGAUUUGAUCGAACGGAGAUCAUCUCCUAAAUCCAGCAUCCUGGUGGGAGAGUACGAUCCCAAAAGCUAUGACCAUUUGGACGUGAACGCCGACAUCAAGGAAUUGUUCCAAUACAUCACGAAAUACGUGCCUCAGCACUUGGGUCAAGACUACAAGUUCAAACCGUUCGUACCGGAUUUCAUACCAGCCGUUGGUGAUAUCGAUGCGUUCUUGAAAGUUAUUGCACCGGAGGUGGGUAUAAACGGAGAGGCUUCAACAGUGGAUCAAUCGGAUCUUGGAUUGGUGGUUCUGGACGAACCUGCCGCAAACCAAAGCGAUCCAGCUGUUUUGCAUCUUCAGCUUCGAGCAUCUUCAAUAAACGUUGGGAAUACUACAGAUAUGGUGAUCAAAAAGGUGGAUAAUUUGGAGAAGAAUUCGAAGACGGUGGAUAAAUGGAUCAAGGACAUUAGUGAUUUACACCGAAGUAAAUCAUCGCCGAUUUUUAAAUAUUCUGAUCCCAUGCCGGAAUUGGAUGACUUGAUGGAAGAGUGGCCGGAAAACAUGGAGAAUUUGUUAAAGAUUCACGGGUUUCCAAGUUACACCAUGCAGGGACCUUUAUCUCGUUACAUAGACAUCGUUUGUUGCUUAUUCGAUAUACCUGUUUAUCCCAAUAAGAUACAAUCUUUGCAUCUUUUGUUCAGUCUAUACGCAGCAGUUAAAACUUCUAAUUUGUAUAGAGCCAACAAUGGCGGCAAUAAAUCUAGAAACAUCGCCAGUGGAAACACUGAGAGCAACGAUGCUGAUCAAUUAGUAUUAGAAUGA
Molecule: messenger RNA, 1186 nt
Organism: Nicrophorus vespilloides
Lineage: Eukaryota; Metazoa; Arthropoda; Insecta; Coleoptera; Silphidae
Gene: IFT46
Product: intraflagellar transport protein 46 homolog
Exons: 5
Coding region: 44-1186 (380 amino acids)
Biological process (GO): cilium assembly; intraciliary transport
Cellular component (GO): centrosome; intraciliary transport particle B; motile cilium
Source: RefSeq, a predicted model, not a curated record